UGUAAAAUUUAUCGAUGUAAUGUAAACAUUUUUACCGAAAAGAAAAAGAUUUAACGAUAAUAUUUAUUAUAAAUUAGAAGAGACUUAAAUAAAGUCUCUUUGUUGUUUAUUCGAAACAAGUAUUUGAACAUGACAGAAGCUGAAAAACUUAAUAAUGCUCAACAGACCAGUGAAAAACCAGAAAAUAUUAGUAUUUUGAUAAAUUUGUGCAGUGCAAAUGCGGACUUUUUUGCAAAAGACAGCAGUGAAAAUGGACAAAGGUUGUAUAUAUCCUUUUUGGCAAUAAUUGACGCUUUAAAUUUAUUAUAUCCACGAGUGCUCGAUAUUGAACAUAGGGUAUCAGAGUUUGAUUUGGAUGAAAAUACACCCGGAAAUGGAUAUAGAAGUUUUCUUAAUGUAUAUAAGAUUUCAAUUGGAUAUACAAUUGACUUAUGCCAGAGAAUUAUAUGGAGAAAAAACAGUAUAUUGUUCAGGAAGACAGUGUUAACAAAAGAAUUAGAAUCGUGUGCUCAAUUGAUGUCAAGUCUAUGUACAUGCUUCAAGCAUUUAGAGACAAUGAUGUCAUGGUCGGAAGAUGGAAACAUUUUUUCAGAAAACAGGUCAAUGGAAGACAUGAUUUCGGUAUGCCAAAAUGUUAAUCAGUAUUGCUUUUAUGGAAGACUAUUAGGUUUUCAGUUUUGCGAUUCUUUAAAAAAUGUUUUGCAAUUUAUAGCUUUAUCAAUGGCAAUAUUCUCAGAAGCCUAUUACAGUGAAGGUUCCCUAAUCUCAAAAGCCACAAAUUCAUUUAUGACCACUACAAAAUAUAUUACAGAUCCUGAACAAAGGGCAAAAAGAAUUGUAAAUAUUUCUAAAAAUGCCAAUGUCGAUUUUUGUAAAGCCUUUUGGUUUUUGUCAGAAAGUGAACUGAUGAAUCAGUUGCCCUCGGUAGUUUCACCCAACGUUGCAGUUUGUAAAGUUAUUAGUAUUGCACCAGAACCUAUGUCUUUAAACAUAAAUGGGAAAGAAAUUGACAUACCAGUGCCUAAUUCAUAUUUAGGACCUAGACCUAUUCAAGUUCGGUUAAUUAGUUAUGAACAGAGGCAAGGCAUGUUAGGUAGCAAGAAUAAAACUAAUUUACCGCCCCCUUCAAAGGCCUUGUUAGUACACUGUCAUGGCGGUGGAUUUGUGGCGCAGUCUUCAAAAUCCCACGAAGGAUAUCUGCGAGAUUGGGCAAAAAAUCUCAACAUUCCCAUAAUGAGUAUUGAUUACAGUUUAGCACCUGAAGCCCCCUUUCCUAGGGCACACGAGGAAGUUUUUUAUGCUUACUGUUGGGCCUUAAAAAAUCACCAAUUUUUAGGAAGUUCAGGUGAAAAAAUAAUAACCGCGGGCGACUCUGCCGGUGCAAAUCUUUUGCUCUCUCUGAUCCUGAAAUGUAUCCAUACUGGUGUUCCUACGCCUCACGGUAUGUUCGCCGCCUAUGUGCCUACUUUAGUGAAAUUCGUGCCUUCCCCAGCGAGGUUGCUGUGUAUGAUGGACCCUUUGCUGCCCUUUGGAUUCUUGAUGAGGUGUUUGAAAGCCUAUGCUUGUCCGCAAGACGCCAAACAGAUUCCAAACGGCACUACGUCCCCUAGCGGCAACAAUUUUCACUCUGACGAUAGCGAGAGCUUCGAAGAAGUCUCUGAAUCAGAUCUGGCCGAACUUCAAGCCCACAAAUCGCCUGUGUCCGAAGCAUCGGACACCCUAACAUAUGGCUCGCUUAACUCCGCUAACCUGGACGAUCUGGACAAUAAGGUUGAUCUGACAUCUGUGGAGAUCGAGAAAAGUCAGAAGCUGAUGGCGGACAUCGUACACAAAUACGUGCUAGGUAGGGAUUAUUUGGGCUCGGCGUUCUCCUCCAAGUUUUUUACCAGUCCGGUGCGUGUUGGAGAAUCCGACACCGAAACUGACGGUACAAAAACCUCACUGGUCGACAUGGAAAGCACCUCUUCCUCCACACCGGACACCUCAUUCCAAAACAGGCUUUAUGGGUUUGUCUCAGGCAUCAAAGGCCACUUCAGCAAAAUGUUAGGCGAGAGAGGAUUAAGCGGCGCUGAAAAACUCCUGGAAACGGACAGGCCGAACGCUGUAUGGGAGGACCUGUGCUUUCCUGUUCCCAACAACCCUUAUUUGAGCCCUUACUGUGCUUCCGACGAAGACCUGAAGAAGUUCCCUCCAACGAAAAUACUCACUGUUCAAUUAGACCCUUGUUUGGAUGACUGCGUCAUGUUUGCCAAAAAAUUAAGGAGAUUAGGAAAUGACGUCCAUCUCGAUAUUCUCGAAGGCCUACCGCAUGGAUUUCUAAAUUUCUCAUUGAUUUCAAAAGAUGCCCACGAAGGCUCUAAGCUCUGCGUCCAGCGAAUGAAAGAAUUAUUGGACCUCGGACCGGUUUUAAAAUGAGACUUUCCUAUUUAGAACAUAGAAAAAUCGUCACUGUAUAUUAACUGUUGUUACAUAAAAUGCUUCGCGUAUUUAUAACAGUUUAUUUAUGAAAUUGACGAAUUAUAUUAUUUUUAUACAAAAAAUCAUGGGUUAGUGUUUAAAUAUGAUUGGAAUUUAUUUACUUCAAUUCGAAACAAAUAACGCUAUGGAAUAAAAAUGAUCACAUAGUAGGCUUUGAAAUACCGUUUCCCCAAAUGAUUAUUAUAUCUGAAUUGAUACUAAAAUAAUUUCGUACUUGUCUUUAUUUAUUUUAACUUACACAACAUUUCGGUCAAAUGUAUCAAUUUCGGUCAUAUGUAUCAAUGAAACGAACGUUAUCAAGUGUGAACUAAUCUAAAUCCUAAAACUACUUGACCGCCUUUUCUUGAUUUUAAAGUAAUUUAUAAUUUGUUCUUAACGCGAGGCCUCAGUGUAACUAUUUCUUCUUCCGACGACCAGUACCUGUUUUUUUAAUGUACCUCCCAAUAAAAAAUGAAUGAAUCUGGCUACACCGACAAUAACUAGUUGUUGUUUUUUUCAUUAAAUUGUGGACUAUCCAAAUUUUUUUUUCGCUUGAAAUACUUAUUUUGAUGUAUGCUUUCGAGUGAUACAAAAAAAGUACAAAAUUCGGACGGUGUUAUAUCUGACAAGCACCCUUAUGGCGACCUAAGCCCCUUUAAAAGUCUGUGUCUAGUUGCGCCAAUGAUUAUAAUUUUAGGAUGAAGCAAUUUUAGGAUUUUGAUUGGUGUGUAAGGUAAUAUAAAUAAAUGUCCGAAAUUCUUUUAAGUAUUAAUAUUUAGAAAUAACAUUUAACGUCGAGCUGGGCAGAAAGAAAUGAAACAAGUUUAGAUUGGAAAGCGCCUCCAAGGGCAAUGUAUAUACUAGAUGUUUGGCGCUGUGCUUGCAGCGGAUGCGAUACAAAAAUUUUUAUUACCUCGGAACGGUUCGUUUUUUUUCGGAAUUGUGUCGCCAGAUAUUAUUUAUUUAAAUUUAUUCUUGCUUUCUUUUAAUUUUAUAAAUAACAUACAGUGAGUAGUGAGCUGCCUAUAAAAAAAAUAUAUAUUCUAUAUAAGGACAUGUAUGAAAUUCUUAAAAUAUAUUAAAAAAGUAAAAAUAGAAGUCACUUUCCACAAUCCAGAGUUUAACCAUAGUUUUUUUAUUGCAAAUAAUUAAUCUUCAUACAAUUUUAUGACACCCGUAUUUUUUUAUUUUACUUCAAUUUCAUCCCAUUUUUUUAAAAAAAUUAAUAUUAAGAAUUUCAAAUGUACACUUUUGCAAUCUCUGACGUCACCUAUCAAAAGUGUCACGGUUUGCCACCAGGUACAAAGGUAAAUAAAAACCAUUUUUCUAAAUGUAUUUUAAAGUAGAUAUAAAAUUAAUUGUAAAAUAAAACUUAAGGAACUUACGUUAAAAUGAUCUUCACAGUAAAAUCUCGUACUUUUGCUGACAUAUUGUUGUCUUGCCACUUCAAACCAGGCUCUUCCACGGCUUUCAUCCAAAGGAACAGCUAUAAGAGGGUACAAUAAAACAAAAUUGAAAACUCAAAGUAUUUAACGCCAAACGCAAAAUCAACAAAAUACAAAUCUAACCUCGAACGCCUCGAACCCUUCGAACAUCCGACCAACUUUGGUAGUGUUUAAUGCAUAGUUUAAUGCUUCGAUAAAAAUGGCAGUAAUCUGUUAAUUAUAAAAAUUUAAGUUUUAAUUUCUAGUAGUGAAAAAUAUAAAAGUAAAUUUAAUAUUGGGGUAAUAAAGAAUAAUCCCACAUAAAAAGUAUUUUUUAACGAUCUUAAUAAAAAUAGAAAAAUCUAACGUGAUUUUAAGAUAUAUGGCGUAAAUACGGUAGCAGAGAACUAGACACGCCAUUAUUAUUAUUGUUCAGAGGCUAGAGCGCCCUCUGUCAACUAUUCAGUCAAAUGCUGAUAGGUGACGUCACAAUUUUCUACGCGUCAUUUCAAACCAGUGAAAUUUGUAUUGAAUUUAAUUUAUUAUUUAUUCCUUAAUUGUAACUUCGUUGCAUUUCUUUUUGUAUUGAGGGAGUACUUUUCAAUCACUGCAAUUAAAUUUUAUAUUAAAAAUAACAAAAAUUUACUAUGGUUAAACACUGGAUUAUCAAGGGCUUGCAUAAAUAAAAUUUAAAAUAAACUUACAAGACAGCAAUAAUAACUUUAAAAAAAGGACACUUUAGUUAAUACUUUUCCGUACUUCUUUCGGUAUAUUUUCAAGGAGGGCGGUUUAAAUUCUAGAAGAUUUUAUAAUUUUUAAAGAUUCUGACUUUGACAAGAAACAAUUCUCUAUGUCUUUGCUUGCGGUUGUUCUUAGCAACCGCUAGAAGUGCCAACCAUGCGCCAACAACGGAUGCGAUCCAAAACAAUUAUAAGUUUUGGCGGGAAGCCGAGCAUUCCAAUCUAAAUUUAUUUCCUCUAUCUAAGAUGACAGAAAAUCAUGAUUUAGUUUUCAAAUGUUAAAAAUAUAAAUAAUUCUAAGAAUUUCAUUAAUAUAAUCAAUCUGGGACUAAAAUACUAUUCUAUGUUUACUGUAACGCCAUUUUUUAAGAUCACACCACUUAAAACAACUGGACUAUAAUGCCAAGUAGUUAUCAGCUUUGUUUUUGAUUUAUUUUAACUUUUAACAAUCAUACAAUAAUUAUGCCUAAAAUUUACUUUUUAUUUGAUGCAUAGAUAAAUGCAACAAGUUUAGAUUGGAAAGCCCGUAAAAAUUUUAGGUCGUGAAAUUAUUUUGGGUCGCGACCG
Sitophilus oryzae (rice weevil) is the source of this 5188-nucleotide messenger RNA. Its product is annotated as hormone-sensitive lipase. NCBI's taxonomy places the organism in Eukaryota, Metazoa, Arthropoda, Insecta, Coleoptera, Curculionidae. The transcript is spliced from 10 exons. Gene Ontology annotation, molecular function: sterol ester esterase activity; triacylglycerol lipase activity. Bases 130 to 2415 code for a protein of 761 amino acids. Gene Ontology annotation, cellular component: cytosol. Gene Ontology annotation, biological process: triglyceride catabolic process; cholesterol metabolic process. The record is from RefSeq and is a predicted model, not a curated record.